This is a messenger RNA of Beauveria bassiana ARSEF 2860, 1107 nucleotides long. RefSeq names its product transcriptional activator. NCBI's taxonomy places the organism in Eukaryota, Fungi, Ascomycota, Sordariomycetes, Hypocreales, Cordycipitaceae. The transcript is spliced from 2 exons. The record is from RefSeq and is a predicted model, not a curated record. The coding region runs from base 1 to 1107 and encodes 368 amino acids.
AUGAAUAGCCCCUCCGGCCGGGCUGGACUCAUCAGGGCUCGCGACGAAGCCGGCAGCAUGGAGAAACUGGCUCAUUCUGUCCUCGACGAUAUAUUACAUAAUGUCAUCUCCGACCUCCUCGUCAAGGUCCACCGCGAGGAGAAGCAGGCCAAGGCCACCUCAGCCGCCAUUCGCAUCGAAAAGCUAGCCUCGGAUGCCUCCGAAAGCUCAACUCCCGACUCAAAACCCGACGGCCGCAUAGAAACAGACGCCGCAAUAUACGAGGACGGCAAGGUCACUCUCAAGGGCAACCCUUUGAAGACGACCACCGAAAUCCUCUGCCCCAAGUGCCAUCUGCCCCGGCUGCUCGCGCCCACGGAUGGUAAGGGUGCCGUCAAACCCGAUCCGACCGUCGUCUACUGCAAGCGACACCCCUACAUUGACAAGCCCGGUUGCGACAUCUACGGUCAGACCUGGGUCGCUCCUGGUCCGGGACGUGGAAAGAAGAAGAAGGACAUGGAGAAGCCUGACCCGGCCGAUAAGCCCGCCAAUGUGCUGUCCUUUCCGUCCGCCACAUGCAGCAAAUGCAAGCGAUGCAUCCUCGUCACUCGAUUAAACAACCACAUGGGCUCCUGUAUCGGUAAUAGCGGCCGUAAUGCCAGUCGCGCCGCCGCCCAAAAGAUGAACGGUAACUCUCAGCAUGACAGCACCCCGCCUUCAUCACAAAAGGCCACGCCUGCGCCGGGAUCACGCGCCUCGAGCCCUAGGAAACGAGAUGCCGCCGCUAGCGACGAGGACGAGGACGAAGACGACGAGUCCGAGGCGAGCCCCAAAAAGAAGAAGAUCAAGUCGGCUGCCGCCGUCACCAAAAAGGUCAUUCUCAAGACGAAACCCAACAUGAAGCCGGAAAAGGCACGUGUCUCGUCGCAUCUUAAGCAGGAGCACAAAUUUGACGACAGCGACUCGACGCUAGAUAAGACGCCCACAAAGGCACUGAAUAAGCAUACCAGCCCUCUUAAAAAGGUCAAGGUUCAAAAACCCACGAGCUCGCCUCUAUCACGGAACGGGAGAGACAUUGACAUGAGGUCAGAGUCCUCGGAUCCAAUGUCUUCGCCUCCUGGCCGAUGA